Phyllostomus discolor (pale spear-nosed bat) is the source of this 1123-nucleotide messenger RNA. It is a transcript of the gene MPV17, whose product is annotated as mitochondrial inner membrane protein MPV17. Bases 137 to 667 code for a protein of 176 amino acids. Gene Ontology annotation, cellular component: membrane; cytoplasm. NCBI's taxonomy places the organism in Eukaryota, Metazoa, Chordata, Mammalia, Chiroptera, Phyllostomidae. The record is from RefSeq and is a predicted model, not a curated record. The transcript is spliced from 8 exons.
GUGGAGUUGGACUCAGGAAUAAUGCGGGCUGGUUCCAACUAAGUCUGAAUCUGGCAACUGACCGGGCUCGGGGUGCAAACCAGAGCAAACCGGCCUUAGCCACAGCGCCUCUUCGCGACCAGAGCCCCUAGGAAGCAUGGCACUCUGGCGGGCAUACCAGCGGGCGCUGACUGCUCACCCGUGGAAAGUGCAGGUCCUGACAGCUGGGUCCCUGAUGGGCCUGGGUGACAUUGUCUCACAGCAGCUGGUGGAGAGGCGAGGUCUGCGGAAACACCAGAUCGGUCGGACCCUGACCAUGGUCUCCCUGGGCUGUGGCUUUGUGGGCCCGGUGGUCGGAGGCUGGUACAGGGUUCUGGACCGGCUCAUCCCCGGCACCACCAAGGUGGAUGCUCUGAAGAAGAUGCUGUUGGAUCAGGGGGGCUUUGCCCCGUGUUUUCUCGGCUGUUUCCUCCCACUGAUAGGGGCUCUCAAUGGACUGUCCGCCCAGGAAAACUGGGCCAAACUCCGGCGGGACUACCCCGAUGCCCUCGUCACCAACUACUAUCUCUGGCCUGCUGUGCAGCUAGCCAACUUCUACCUGGUUCCCCUUUACUACAGGCUGGCGGUCGUCCAGUGUGUUGCUGUCAUCUGGAACUCCUACCUGUCCUGGAAGGCGCAUCGGCUCUAAGCUUGCCUCGUCCCAUUGCUCCUGCCGUACAGUGACGCAGCUUGGCUCCGGCACGGCCCGACGACCUCCUCGGGACGGGCACAUCCGUUUUCAUGGGGUUUGGUUGCUGGUCAGAAUGGGACCCGCCCUAUGCAAUGGCCCGUUUCACUCUAAAGUGUAAACUGACUCCUUUUGAAGUCACUAAAAUCUGUAUAAUGGCCUUACGCCCGCCACGCAGCAGGCAUUCCGUACGUACUCGUGGAACCAUACAGCCUUGGCAGCUCCGGCUCGUUCCCGUGUCCUGGCAAAGGCUGUUUACCCCCGCUCUGCUCUUCAGGGAUGCAUUUGCUUCUCUAACCACCCCCCGCCCCAGUGUAGCUCCAGUUCUCUGGGGACCCCCUGGAACUCUGUAGUGGUACUUCCGCAACUAUGUUACAAAAAUGUAAUCUGGAACCGGCGGUGGGUGGGGGGCAAUGA